CUAGAGACAUACGACUACGAGAUCUCGAUCCGCAGCUAGAAGAGGAGGAAAUCGACAGCUGCUAUCUCUUAAUAACUAAAUCCUGAAACUGAAAAGUGAAAAUGAAUAAUGGCAGAGCUUAGGAUAUGUGUUAGUACAUGGAAUGUGGCCACCCAGGAGCCACCUCCCAUUGAAGCAUUCAAGGAUAUGAUAUGGAUUCAGACUCAGAAUGCUCCCGACAUGUACAUCUGGGGGCUGCAGGAAGUUAGCUCUAAGCCUCAUGAGUUUAUACAGAGUGCCUUCUCAGAUGACCCCUGGACGGAGGUCAUCUCAAGCAUUGUGUGCCCAAAGGGUUAUGUCAUGAUCAAUUCUGUGAGGCUUCAGGGUCUUGUCAUACUGCUGUAUGUUAGGAUGCUACACCUUCCUUUCAUCCAUAAUGUACAAACAGCACUCACAAGGACCGGACUAGGAGGAGUUUGGGGCAAUAAAGGUGCAGUCACCAUUCGUUUUGACUGCUAUGGUCGGAGUAUAUGUCUUCUCAACGUACAUUUAUCACCUCACCAGGAUGGUUGGGAGAAGAGGGAUAAGGAGUUCCAAACCAUUGUCUCUACUCAAGAAUUUCCACAGUGCAAUCCAACCACUAUCCUAGAUCAUGACUAUGUUUUGUGGUUUGGUGAUCUGAACUACCGGAUAGAAGACCUUUCAACAGAGGCGAUUAAAUUCCUGGCAGCUCCGAAGAAACUUCACGUCCUACUGGAGAAAGAUCAACUCCUGAACAGCAUGAGGAAAAAGAAAGCAUUCAGUGGAUUCCAUGAAGGGCUUAUCACAUUCAUGCCCACAUAUAAAUUUGAUCUGAAGUCAAAUGAGUAUGAUACUAGUCCCAAGCAAAGAUCACCCGCCUGGACGGAUAGGAUCUUAUGGAAGGUCAACCUACGUGCCAGCAUAGAUCAGAAUUACCUGAGUAUAACACAAACCUCCUACACUUCCCAUUCGGAUAUACUCUGGAGUGACCAUCGACCUGUCAGUGCGGAGUUUCUUGCCAAGAUAACAAUAGAAGAUGCGCAGCCUUUAGUAUCAUUCACUCCCAUUGAAUCUUGGAGUAGAGGGCAAGAUGCCGAGUGUUCUUAUACCGUUCUUCCUGACACCAAAACAAGUAAUUGGGACUGGGUUGGACUUUAUAAGGUUGGUUUCAACACUGCACAGAAGCAUUACAUCACCUACGUAUGGGCUGAUUCUAACGGAGAAACUGAUACAGGCGUUGGUAGGGUCAAGUUUGGUGCCAGUUACCUUCCUGAGGAUACAUGUAGUAAAUAUGUUCUCUGCUAUGUGAGUCGUACUAUGAGCUGUGUGCUGGGAGUCAGCAAUGUCUUCAGGAUUCUACCUUCUGAUGCAGAAGAACGUCAGUUGCAGCAAACCCAAGUCAUGGCCAAUAACGCAAUGAGUGUCACCUACCAAACACCAAUGUGAGGACUUGCGCACACUCAUUAGAUCUUAUGCACCAAUCCAGGGUCAGCACAGUUGUCAGAUAUUAUAGACACCAGUGAGAAGACUGCAAACCAGUUUGAGGACCUAAACACCAAUGUGAAGAUUUUAUCACCUGGCCUGUAAGUAUGUCAGCAUAAUUAUGCAGGGUAUACGUGCAAGUUAUUCACUGAAAUUCAGUGCAAAAUUGAGGUAGAGAGAUGGCAAAGAAGACGUACUUGGAGAGAGCUGUUACCAGUGAGAUCGAUGGGUGGAGAUAACCCGAUUGUUUUCUUCAAACUUGAUUGAGGAACAUUGCAUUCUCCUUGUUAUAGUUUAAUAUAAAAAACACAUAGAUUGUUGUGUGUUGAUCAGGCUGCUGAACUGCGACAUACAUGUUUGCUGCCUCUCACCUAUCAUUCUCACUCGGGGACCUGGGGAGCGUUUCAUCAACAUUUUUGUCCGACAAGUUGUCAGAUCUGACAACUUUUCUUGACUCUGAUU
This is a messenger RNA of Lytechinus variegatus (green sea urchin), 1944 nucleotides long. Its product is annotated as phosphatidylinositol 4,5-bisphosphate 5-phosphatase A-like. Gene Ontology annotation, biological process: phosphatidylinositol dephosphorylation. The record is from RefSeq and is a predicted model, not a curated record. The transcript is spliced from 9 exons. The coding region runs from base 109 to 1446 and encodes 445 amino acids. Gene Ontology annotation, cellular component: ruffle; plasma membrane; cytoplasm. Gene Ontology annotation, molecular function: phosphatidylinositol-4,5-bisphosphate 5-phosphatase activity. Lineage: Eukaryota; Metazoa; Echinodermata; Echinoidea; Temnopleuroida; Toxopneustidae.